This is a messenger RNA of Pisolithus orientalis, 2623 nucleotides long. RefSeq names its product tRNA pseudouridine synthase D. Gene Ontology annotation, molecular function: RNA binding; pseudouridine synthase activity. The transcript is spliced from 9 exons. Gene Ontology annotation, cellular component: nucleus. Gene Ontology annotation, biological process: pseudouridine synthesis. NCBI's taxonomy places the organism in Eukaryota, Fungi, Basidiomycota, Agaricomycetes, Boletales, Pisolithaceae. The coding region runs from base 47 to 2524 and encodes 825 amino acids. The record is from RefSeq and is a predicted model, not a curated record.
CGAUUAGAUUGCAUCAAAUCUGCCAAGCACGCCAGCUGACUGUCUUAUGUCUACAUCAACAAGCCGAGACCGCGACGACAACGACGACGAACAGUUUCGUUCACUAAAGCGAGCCAAAGUAGAGGCAUCCUCCGCUGACGUCGACGAAAGGAACGAGGGCACCACCGUUACUGGUGCAGAUUGCACCGAUCCUAGUUGCAUCCUGCCAUCUAGCCAUGUCCUUCUGCGCAACCGGUUGUCAAUCCCCUCUUCCUGCACAACUCGUCAACUGUUGGAAAGUGAUGUCGGUAUAACAGAGUACGUCAGUCGGGAUGUUCCUCCAAUUUGUGGGAUCAUCAAGCAAAGGUUUACCGACUUUUUGGUAUUCGAGGUGGACCAGGACCAUCAGGUGGUACACCUCAAGACCCUCGAUAAGCCGGCGUCCUCAAAAAAAGACCCAAACCUCCCAUCUCAGGAUACCCCUGCCGAGGUGUCUAUGGAAGCUGAAGUUUUACCCUUAACGGCAUUAGAGAAAGAUGGUAGUGAGGAUGUGAAGGCAGCAGGGCCCUCCCAAAUCACCCAUGCAGGCAGCUCAGUCAGUCAAGUAUCUAUGCUAUCAAAUCAAGAGGCCUGGGGUGAUGCAGUCGUAUCAUCGCUAUCACCUUAUUUCUCCGACGAAUCAAUUGCCCAGCUUCGGAAAAUGUUCCUCGAAAGUCCCGAACCUCCGCGAGUGAAUGAUAAUAAUGACUUCCCACAACCCGACAACGGGGGGUCUUCCGAACAGCCCUCCCAAGGAAAACAAGGCCGGGACCGUCAUACGCGCCCGCAAGGGAGCAAGAAACAGAGAGGCCGCGGUGACCUUUCCCAAAGCGAGAAAGUGUUCAGCAAUCCCAUUAGUUCAAAGACCGAUAGGACAGCUGUACACGUGAAAAUUCGGGAGCUGUUUAAAGGAAGUUUUGAGACAGAAACGGAAGCUCCUAGUGAUCAGGGGUCCAGAAUAAUCGUUAUGUGGUCGAGACAAGGACGGGGGCGUGGAAGUGGAGGAGGGCAAACGCCAGGAGCGCGACCUCCUCGGGGCGAAUUUCCUCCGUAUAUUCAUUUCACGAUGCAAAAAACCAAUCGGGACACUCAAGAUGCACUAGCCUAUCUCUCGCGCACCUUGCAUGUGAACGUGAAAGAUUUCGGAGUGGCUGGAACAAAGGACAAGCGCGGUGUUACGGUUCAACGAGUCUCGCUGCGGCGCGGCAACAAAACGGUGGAGGACAUCUGGAAAACCAGCAACCAGAUUGGUCGUAGAUCCGUUCGCGAUGCCCUUUCUCAGCGUGGCGAUCACGGAAUCCGCAUCACUGACAUGUGCUACCGCAAGGCCGGGCUUGAACUGGGCAUGCUGAAGGGCAACGAGUUUAUAAUCACUCUCCGGAAUCUGCAGGCCGAUGCGCCGGAUACUGUGGAACGAGUGAUGGACAGUCUAAAAUACAAAGGCUUCAUAAAUUAUUAUGGCAUGCAACGCUUUGGAACUGCGGCAGUCCCUACACAUACCAUAGGAUUGGCCUUGUUGAAGUCGGAUUGGCACAAAGCGGUGUCCUUGAUCCUCCAAGUGCGACCCGGUGAACACCCCGAUGUCGUCCAAGCGCGUCAAGCCUGGCUUGUUGACCGUGACUUAGACCGUGCUCUUGCUCUUAUGCCACGACGCGUCGUAGCAGAGAGAUGCAUUUUGGAAAGUUACAAGAAACAGGGAGGGGAAACCAGAAAUGCAUUGGGUGCACUUUCAACAAUUCCCCGCAAUCUUAGGCUCAUGUACAUCCACGCUUACCAGUCAUACGUAUGGAACGCUGUAGUAUCGGAGCGCAUCCGUAUCUGUGGCUGUGAAAGGGCAGUUCCCGGAGACCUUGUAUUUGAGGAGGCAUCAGCUCGAAAAAGCAGUGACAGCGAUGAAGAGAUGAAUGAUAGUAUGAUGCCAGAUGAAACUACUGACCAACAAGACGGCCAGAGUUCCCGGUCCAAGAAAAAGCAGCCAUGGGUGCCACCGAAGAUCAUCACGCUCACAACUGAGAAUGCUCACAAGUACUCUAUCUUCGAUGUGGUAAUGCCGCUUCCAGGCAGGGAUGUCGCUUAUCCCGGUGGUUCACUUGGUGAGCGCUAUCGGGAAUUCCUGAAGAAAGAUGGGUUGGACCCAGACAACUUCCUUCGGAAACAAAAAGAGUACACCCUCAACGGGUCUUAUCGAAAGAUUUUCCAGCUCCCAAAAAAUUUGUCGUGGUCUACAAUCAGAUACACAGACCCUGACGUCUCACUCGCACAGGCUGAUGAGGACAACCUCCUUGGAUUUGAUCCUCCGAGAGUAGUGGAGGAUGGAAAAUUCCUUGCUCUGCAACUUAACUUGACGUUGGGCACAGCAGCAUACGCCACGAUGGCUUUGCGGGAGCUCACGAAGACAGAGACGAGUUCACAUUUUCAGACUGGGCUUACUCAAGCUUCUGAAGACCAGCUAUUCCGUGGUACUGUUGCCACGGCACAGGACGUGUCGUCGUAUGAACUGGACUAGUUGCAAUGUAUGAAGGUCCUGCGUGUGUAUUUACCCAUACAACAUUAGCGGUUUACAUAUAGAGGGUUCAAGCUGCAGUUCAGCCUGCGGUAACGGAGC